Nilaparvata lugens (brown planthopper) is the source of this 1377-nucleotide messenger RNA. RefSeq lists its product as uncharacterized. The transcript is spliced from 6 exons. The record is from RefSeq and is a predicted model, not a curated record. Lineage: Eukaryota; Metazoa; Arthropoda; Insecta; Hemiptera; Delphacidae. Gene Ontology annotation, molecular function: zinc ion binding. Gene Ontology annotation, cellular component: nucleus. The coding region runs from base 245 to 970 and encodes 241 amino acids.
AGAGUUCACUGUUCUUCAUUGGUAACAUAAAACAUAACCUCAUUCUUCAUUGUCGAGUCUCACUUCAGAAAUUCAAACUGUUUUUUUAAUGUUUUAAAUAGUCUUUCAUAAUAAAAUUCAUAGAAGUAACGCCUAUUUUUCCUUCUUUUCUGUCAGAAAAAAAAUUGAGUUGAUACCUUCAAAAAUAGUUGAGAUACUAAUAUAUUUAGAAUCGUUCUUUCUUCAAAAUAAGAUUUGCUUUUCAAUGGCAAUGGACACCAACAUCAUUUGUAGGUUAUGCCACAAGAGUAGUGGUGUGGCUUUUUUUGAUUUAUUUGCCUCACCAGAAAGUGAACUGUACACACCAAAUGCCAGAGAACACAUCGGGCAAAUUGAUCUAUACUUAUCAAUAAAGAUUAACCAGAGUGAUGGGUUCAGCAACUUUAUUUGCCAUAUGUGUCUCUUCAAUUUGUCGCUAUGUAAUAAAUUGAGUAUGUCAUACUCCUCGACGUGCAUGGAAGCUAAUGAUAAUUAUUGUUGCUGCAUAUGCAGACGUACUGACAAGUUAUUGCAAGUGACAAGAUUGACAAAGAAGAUUAUGAAGAGGGUGAAAAAUUGCUUGACCUAUAAUGGUGAUUGUCCCUUGUUAAACGAAGCAUAUGGUACCGAGCACAUAUGUUACGACUGUGUGUAUAAAUUAGAUGAAGUAUGUAAAUUCUAUACGAAUAUUGAGAAAUGUGAAUUACCUACUACUAUAAAGACGGAAAUAAUAGUCAAGGAAGAGCCAAUAGAAGAAGAAGAAGAAAGAAAAGAAGAAACCCCUAACAUGGAGAAUUAUGUAACAAGCAUGCUCGGGGAACCUUCAAAGUCAUCAGAACUGUGUGAACACCACAAGGCCGGAAGGGCAGAUGCAAGCUGCAAGCAUUGCAUCGAUUACGCCAAAUCUGUGACAGUUGAGGUCACAGACCUUCGUUAUUUCAAGAAAAUGUAAUUUUCAGUAACAGUGUACAUUUCUAGUAAUUAUUCAUUAUAUAAGGGAUUUUGGGGCGAGUAUAAACUAGAAAUUGUAAUAUAUAUAUAUAUAUAUAUAUAUAUAUAUAUAUAUAUACGAGUUCCUCAUAAUAAACUAUUAUUUCUAAUACAUAAAUAUUAUCUUCAAAUAAUUUUUUUAUAUUUUUUUAUUAUUUUCAAAUAGACCUAAUAUUUGUUUAUUAGAAAUAAUAGUUCAUUUUAAAAACUUGAAAAUGGAGUAAACAUCCGAAACCUGGUUGUUCUAUUAUUUUGCUAUUUUAUAUUAAACCUCUUUUCAACUAACAAAUUAAGAAGUUCAGGUGAGGAAAUUCUUGCAGAUGUACUAUUGGUUUCACUCUAUAAGGAAUAAAAAGAUAUUGAAAAUCA